This is a messenger RNA of Arabidopsis lyrata subsp. lyrata, 2416 nucleotides long. RefSeq names its product transcription factor GLABRA 3. The transcript is spliced from 8 exons. The record is from RefSeq and is a predicted model, not a curated record. Lineage: Eukaryota; Viridiplantae; Streptophyta; Magnoliopsida; Brassicales; Brassicaceae. The coding region runs from base 277 to 2190 and encodes 637 amino acids. Gene Ontology annotation, molecular function: protein dimerization activity.
UUAAAAGAAAAAAAAACGAUUCGUAGACAGUUCUUCUUGUCUUUCGAGUUCAAGCUCAAACGACAACAAAAUUAUUAUUCCAAACAACAUUAAUAAAAAAAAAAAAGUAUGGAGUGACCAAAGUAAAAAAAAAAAACCUCAACAUUUCUCUGUUUGUUCCGGCGAAAACGAAAACCGUUUCAUCAAAUGACGAACACACAAAACCUUAACAUCUAAUUUGUUUCCUCUCUGAUACUUCAAAAAAAAAAUGUAAAGAGUUACAGGGAUGAAGAAACAAUGGCUACCGGACAAAACAGAACAACUUUGCCAGAGAAUCUGAAGAAACACCUCGCAGUUUCAGUUCGAAACAUUCAAUGGAGUUAUGGUAUCUUUUGGUCUAUCUCUGCUUCUCAGUCUGGAGUAUUAGAAUGGGGAGAUGGAUAUUAUAAUGGAGAUAUCAAAACGAGGAAGACGAUUCAAGCUUCGGAGAUCAAAGCUGAUCAGCUUGGUCUACGGAGGAGCGAGCAACUUAGCGAGCUUUACGAGUCUCUCUCCGUCGCUGAAUCUUCUUCCUCCGGCGCAGCCGCCGGAUCUCAAGUAACAAGACGAGCUUCCGCCGCCGCACUUUCACCGGAAGAUCUAGCCGACACCGAGUGGUACUACUUGGUUUGUAUGUCUUUCGUCUUCAACAUUGGUGAAGGAAUGCCUGGACGGACGUUUGCGAACGGUGAACCGAUAUGGUUGUGCAACGCUCAUACGGCGGAUAGUAAAGUCUUUAGCCGUUCUCUUCUGGCAAAAAGUGCUUCGGUUAAGACAGUGGUUUGCUUCCCGUUUCUUGGAGGAGUCGUUGAGAUUGGUACCACCGAACAUAUUACAGAAGACAUGAACGUAAUACAAUGCGUGAAGACAUCAUUCCUCGAAGCCCCUGAUCCUUACGCUACAAUAUUACCAACAAGAUCCGACUAUCACAUGGACAACGUUCUCGAUCCUCAACAGAUUCUAGGCGACGAGAUUUACGCGCCUAUGUUCAGUUCGGAGCCUUUUCCAACAGCUUCUCCGAGCAGGACUACCAACGGUUUUGAUCCGGAACAUGAACAAGUAGCAGAAGAUCACGAUUCGUUCAUGACCGAAAGAAUCACUGGAGGAGCUUCUCAGGUGCAAAGCUGGCAGUUCAUGGACGACGAGCUUAGUAACUGCGUUCACCAGUCGCUUAAUUCCAGCGAUUGCGUCUCUCAAACGUUUGUUGAAGGGGCGGCUGGACGAGUUUCUUACGGUGCAAGAAAGAGUAGGGUUCAAAGACUAGGGCAAAUUCGAGAGCAGCAAAGAAAUGUGAAGACGUUUUCAUUUGAUCCAAAAAACGACGACGUUCAUUACCAAAGUGUGAUCUCCACGAUUUUUAAGACCAACCAUCAGUUAAUUCUCGGACCGCAGUUUCGAAACUGCGAUAAGCAGUCAAGCUUCACGAGGUGGAAGAAAUCAUCUCCAUCAUCAUCAGGAACCGCCACGGUCUCUGCACCAUCACAAGGAAUGUUAAAGAAAAUUAUUUUCGAGGUUCCGCGAGUGCACCAGAAAGAGAAGUUAAUGUUGGACUCACCAGAGGCCAGAGAUGAAACCGGGAACCACGCAGUUUUAGAGAAGAAACGGCGGGAGAAAUUGAACGAACGGUUCAUGAUCUUGAGAUCAAUCAUUCCGUCAAUCAACAAGAUCGACAAAGUAUCGAUUCUUGACGAUACGAUAGAGUAUCUUCAAGAACUCGAGAGACGAGUUCAAGAACUGGAAUCUUGCAGAGAAUCAACCGAUACAGAAACCCGUGGAACGAUGACGAUGAAGAGGAAGAAACCAUGCGAUGCAGGAGAAAGAACAUCAGCUAAUUGCACAAACAAUGAAACCGGAAAUGGGAAGAAAGUUUCGGUUAACAAUGUUGGUGAAGCCGAGCCAGCAGAUACCGGUUUUACCGGUUUAACCGAUAAUUUAAGGAUCGGUUCGUUUGGUAAUGAGGUGGUUAUUGAGCUUAGAUGUGCUUGGAGAGAAGGAGUAUUGCUUGAGAUAAUGGAUGUGAUUAGUGAUCUCAACUUGGAUUCUCAUUCGGUUCAAUCCUCUACCGGAGACGGUUUGCUCUGCUUAACCGUCAAUUGCAAGCACAAGGGGUCAAAGAUAGCGACACCAGGAAUGAUCAAAGAGGCACUUCAAAGGGUUGCAUGGAUCUGUUGAAGACCACUUAGUUAAAAUUGACAGGAAAGGAAAAAAAAUCCCGGUUUGGUUCCUAUUCUUUGGUAUUCUUCUAACCGGGUUUUAGGUAUUCAUGUAAAAUCAAAACCUUAUAUUUUUGUGUCUUGGUUUUUUAGUUGGUUAACGUAGGUGAAGAGGAACAAAAACUACGAGUAUUUUGUUUGAGGUAGAUUAUUUUAAGGGUAAUAGCAAUAGCUAAUUUAGAUGA